UAUCACAUUUACCACGUGGUAAGCACAUUUUUGCGUUCUGUGUGUAGAAACCAUUACCGCGUCCUGUUUACUGCAGUGAGAAUCAUAUCGCUAUUUGAGUCGAAAAACCAAUAAAGAGAAAUCAGAAGAAGAAAAACCAUAUCACCAGAUAAUGUCUCGAUUAAGACAUUGGACGCACAUGUGCGGAAUGGGAUUGCUAAUAUGCAAUGGUUGCGAUCAUUACGAGCGGGUUGAGGAAGGCAAGACGAAGAGACCGAACAGCAAUAACAUAUCCAAAACAAAAAUCAAAAAAGUUAUGCUUGCACGAGAAAUGAAGAUUGCGCUAAUGUUGAUAAAAAAAUUGAAUAACAAUGAUGAAAAAGAUAAAAUGCUAAGAGGACUUAGUAAAUGGCUCAAGAUACGAUUAACACAUCAUAACUUUACGAAGACAGAUUUUUUAAUGUUAUGGAAAGGCUUUUUUAAUUUUAUGUGGAUUAAAUCGAACACCAUAUACACCCAGAAAAAGCUGGCGAAGUUAUUCAGCAAAAGUGUGCACUGCUUGGAAACAAGAAAGACAAUUAUACUUUACAUUAGCUGUGCCCUACAGAUACUUGCUGUCAAAUGGUCUAACAUAAAUCAUCGUAGACGAGAUUCAUUCUUCACGUUAGUCGAAAUGAUUAUUCGUCAAACGUUUGUAAUUUGUAAAAAUCAGUCAUGGAACAUGAAAUGGGUAACAAAAUUCGCAAAAAUGUUUACGCAACUCUUUUUACAUGAAAAAAACGAAGACUUUACUAUGUAUAUGGCAGAGAUGUAUGUGAUCGAGAGUGCUAAGAUUUGUGGAAAGAAUGAAAAUCUACCAGAUGAUAUAAUCCGUAAACUUUUUACACCCUUCAUUGAGUGUAUGAAAAGAAAAGAGGAACUACACAAGAAGGCGAAAAAAGAAUUUAAAACGAUGAGAAACCGUAUCACGCUACGAUCUGUAAGAUAUAACGAACUUAUACAUGUUUAACUAUAAGAGAUAUCACUAUAGUAGAUAUCAUCAUAAUCGCAUAAAAUAUAGUAGAUAUCACCAUAAAAAUGCGAAUUCUGAAAUACAUAUGUUAUUAAAUAAAUAUCUCUGAUCCGAAUUGUUUUCUAAUCUUUAUGAGAAGCCUCUAUUCCCUGACAACAUCCUGAACACUUUAGACAAAUAAUCAAAUAUAUUGUAAAUAUCGUACUGUUUAACUUUCUGAAAGUGAGAUCCACAAAUUCUAAAUAAUUUUUACAGAUCUGUCAUGCGAUAUAUCAUGAGACAGUAAUUUAAGACUUUGCGUUCUUUUAUAACAAAUUUAUAUUUUACACCACUGCUAUUAUCGUCUCAAAUAGUGUACUUUAUAGGAUAAAAAUACAUUCCUGAAAACGAGAAAAACUGGUGAAAUCGUGUCUUGAGAAACAUCCACGAAGCAUAUAAUCUGUUGACAGAUGUUAAGCAUUCAUGUGUUUUGAAUAUUUUAUCAGUUGUGACACACGUUACUUUGAUUACUCGU
Acromyrmex echinatior (Panamanian leafcutter ant) is the source of this 1505-nucleotide messenger RNA. Its product is annotated as ribosomal RNA processing protein 1 homolog A. Gene Ontology annotation, cellular component: preribosome, small subunit precursor. The record is from RefSeq and is a predicted model, not a curated record. Lineage: Eukaryota; Metazoa; Arthropoda; Insecta; Hymenoptera; Formicidae. Gene Ontology annotation, biological process: rRNA processing.